CUAUCUUCAAAAUAAAACCGAUCAGUCAGUCGAUCACCAUGAUGAAUUGUCUGCUGUACUCGCUCUUUCUUCUCUUCUUAUCUGCUACCCUAAUAUCUCCUUCUCUUGGGGCUUUAGGAAAAUGCAAUCCCAGUGAUUACAAAGCUCUUAUGAAUAUUAAGAAGUCUCUAAACAACCCUUACCAUCUAGCUUCAUGGGUUCCAAACACAGACUGUUGUAACUGGUACGUAGUCGAAUGUGAUCCCAACACCAACCGUAUCAACCAACUCACAGUCUUUCAAGGUAAUAUCUCUGCCCAAAUUCCAUCCUCAGUAGGCGACCUUCCUUACCUCGAAACUCUUGUUUUCCGGCACCUUACAAAUGUCACCGGUUCAAUCCCACAGUCUAUCACAAAGUUAAAGCAUCUUAAAAUGCUACGUCUCCAAAGCCGGGCCCGAGGCUGGAUGAAUCUCUCGGGGCCGGUUCCCAAUUUCCUUAAUCAACUCACAACUCUCACUUACCUCGAUCUCUCUUUCAAUCAGUUCUCUGGUUCCAUCCCACCCAAUCUCUCUGGCCUUAAAAACCUCGGUACCCUCCACCUUGAUAGAAACAAACUCACAGGUUCCAUCCCAGAAUCUUUUGGGAGUUUUGCUGCUUCUAUUUAUCUUUUCUUAUCUCACAAUCAACUCUCGGGUCCAAUUCCAAAAUCUUUAGGAGAUCUGGAUUCUCAAGUACUUGAUCUGUCGAGGAACAAACUUGUUGGGGACGCAUCAACACUGUUUAAACCAAAUCACGCAGUGGACAGAACGAUGGAUUUGUCCAGGAAUCAAUUAGAGUUUGAUCUCACAAAGGUCAAGUUUCCAAAGAGUCUAACCUCCUUGGACAUAUCACAUAAUAAGAUCUUCGGUGGAAUCCCAGAGGACAUUAUUGGUUUGGAUUUGCAACUGUUGAAUGUGAGCUAUAAUAGAUUAUGUGGACAGAUACCAAAUGGAGGGAAAUUGCAGAGUUUCGACAACACUUCCUUUUUCCAUAAUCGGUGUUUGUGUGGACCACUACUGGUAGGUAGGUCGUAAGGCUAAGUCUUAUGGGCUAGAUAUUUAGCUGUUAGAUUGGCCAUCUACGUCGGCACGAGCAAUCUCCUAAGUCCGACUAAUCUAGCGGCCAGUCGCCGAACCAAACGGCGCCCAACGCCCAACCAAACAGCUCAAAAAAUCUACCUUAAAAAAAUUUCAAAUACCACCGUCAUCCCCUAGGAAGAAAAGAAGUAUGUCAAAAUAUUAAUGGACAAAUGGUACAAAAUGUGUAAGAAAAAGACAUGACAUGAUAAAUGAUAAU
Papaver somniferum (opium poppy) is the source of this 1314-nucleotide messenger RNA. Its product is annotated as polygalacturonase inhibitor-like. NCBI's taxonomy places the organism in Eukaryota, Viridiplantae, Streptophyta, Magnoliopsida, Ranunculales, Papaveraceae. The transcript has 2 exons. Gene Ontology annotation, molecular function: protein binding. The coding region runs from base 39 to 1052 and encodes 337 amino acids. The record is from RefSeq and is a predicted model, not a curated record.